CGGCUCGCUCCCGCGCGCUGGCUGCUGGGAAGGGCCAAGAUGGCGGCGGCCGGCGGCGGGACGACUCGGCUGCUCCUGCUCUUGCUGAUGGCGGCGGCAGCCCCUAGCCGAGCGCGAGGCAGCGGGUGCCGGUCCGGGCCCGCUGUGCGGGGGGCUGGGAUGGAAGGCCGAGAGAGCGAGGGCUGUGGCACCGUGGGGCUGUUGUUGGAGCACUCGUUUGAGAUCGAUGACAACGCCCACUUCCGGAAACGGGGCUCGCUGCUCUGGAACCAGCAGGACAGCACCUUAUCCUUGUCACAGCGGCAGCUCAGUGAGGAGGAGCGGGGCCGACUCCGGGAUGUGGCAGCCCUGAACGGCCUGUACCGUGUUCGGGUCCCGCGGCGGCCUGGGGUCCCUGACGACUCGGAAGCCGGCAGCUUCGUCUCCUCCUUCAUCCCCGCGUGCUCUCUAGUGGAGUCGCACCUCUCAGACCAGCUGACCCUGCACGUGGACGUGGCUGGCAACGUGGUGGGCCUGUCGGUGGUUACACAUCCCGGGGGCUGCCGAGGCCACGAGGUGGAGGACGUGGACCUGGAGCUGUUCAACACCUCAGUGCGGCUGCAGCCGCCGGUUACGGCUCCAGGGCCUGAGACGGCGGCCUUCAUCGAGCGCUUGGAGAUGGAGCAGGCCCAGAAGGCCAAGAACCCACAGGAGCAGAAGUCCUUCUUCGCCAAAUACUGGAUGUACAUCGUUCCGGUCGUCCUGUUCCUCAUGAUGUCGGGAGCGCCAGAUGCCGGUGGCCAGGGUGGUGGCGGCGGUGGGGGGGGUAGCGGAGGGGGCAGUGGCCGGUGAGUGGCCCAGGGCCAGCGAGCACCCCAUCCUCUCACCCAGGGGUUCCCUUCCUGCUCGUGCCUGUGGCAUUGGUCUUCCCCAGAAGGAUUCACCGGCCCCCCAUCCCGGAGGGUGGGAGUGCAGCCUCCCCAGGAGUGCCUUCCCGUUGGGCCCUGGCGUUCCUGUCGGCAGGGGGAGGCCGAGUUCUGGGCCCCACUGUACCCCCAGAGGCUUGGCUUCCCCACAGGAUGGAGCCCAAGCUCCUGGGUCCUCCUGAUCCCUUGUCUGGUACCCCAGCCCCCCCAAGCCCUGUAGUCCGGGAACAGGCCGGUUCUCUCCAGCUUCUGUGCCUUUGUCCUCACCCCGCCUCCCCCGCCUGCCCCGCCAGCUAGAUGGCCUCUAACAUGGCUGACAUAGUCCCUCGAGGGCACAGAGCAGGCCCGGGCUGGCUGUGGGUGCCUCGCUCCGUCCCUCCCCAGUCCCGCCCAGGGGCCUUGCCCUGCCCUGCAUCUGCCCCAGUCGCCAGGCCCUCCGUGGGCUCCUGGGCUGGAGGAAACGAUGUCUAAAAGCAGAAGAGAACAACUAAUGACAUUUCGCAGAGUUUGGGGCCUGGCAGUGUAAACCCUUCCCUGCCUGGACCGUCUUCCUUGGCACGUGGCAGUGGGUGGGGACGGCUGGGCCUUUUUCAUUUAUUUUCUCCCCACCACGCACCCUUAACGUGCCCGAUCUCGUCUGGUCUCAGAAGCUACGCAGGGUUGGGCCUGGUUAGUACUUGGAUGGGAGACCACCUAGGAAGACCGGGUGGUGUA
This is a messenger RNA of Pteropus alecto (black flying fox), 1619 nucleotides long. RefSeq names its product ER membrane protein complex subunit 10 (gene EMC10). Lineage: Eukaryota; Metazoa; Chordata; Mammalia; Chiroptera; Pteropodidae. The coding region runs from base 40 to 831 and encodes 263 amino acids. The record is from RefSeq and is a predicted model, not a curated record. The transcript has 7 exons. Gene Ontology annotation, cellular component: EMC complex.